Molecule: messenger RNA, 1891 nt
Organism: Culex pipiens pallens (northern house mosquito)
Lineage: Eukaryota; Metazoa; Arthropoda; Insecta; Diptera; Culicidae
Product: GDNF-inducible zinc finger protein 1-like
Exons: 5
Coding region: 80-1774 (564 amino acids)
Biological process (GO): regulation of transcription by RNA polymerase II
Cellular component (GO): nucleus
Molecular function (GO): RNA polymerase II cis-regulatory region sequence-specific DNA binding; DNA-binding transcription factor activity, RNA polymerase II-specific; zinc ion binding
Source: RefSeq, a predicted model, not a curated record
AAAACAAACGAAACGUCACAACAAAAUAGUUUCUACAACGGAUUCCUUAGCGUCUUCUUUCAAAUUCCAUUUUUAAGCGAUGGUCACCGCGCUGGAAAACUUUCCCGAAGUUUGCCGGCUGUGCCUGCGGCCGGGCCCGGAACCGGAGAUGGCACCCAUCGUGGGAACGGUUCCGGAGUUCGGCGAACAGCAGCUCAGCGAACUGCUGGACGAGUUCUGUUCGCCCGUUCCGGAGGACAUUAGCUCCGCCCUGCCCUCCUCCGUGUGUGAGCAGUGCGUGCAGGAAUUUCUGUCCGCCUUCCGGAUGAGGCGGAGGUUGGAGUUGCUGUUGCGCUUCCAGGUGGCUUACGCCCGCUUCAAGUUCGGCCAGACGGAUUCGCUGCGUCAGCUGAUGGAUGAUGGCAUCGAGCAGCUGGACGUGGCGUUCCGUGAGGCGGGAACUUUGCAAGAUGGGGAAUUGCUCAGCUGGGAAGCGCUUGUUACGGAUAACUCCAAGUACGAGACCGUUGAGAUGAUUGCGGAACCGAUGCCGCUGUUUGAGAUUGAGAUGCUGGAUGGGACGGAAGCCGUUGAGGGGAAGGAGGAUGUAAUGGAUGCUGAGCAUAUUGAGUUUCUGGAGAUGGAGAUAAUGGACGGGGUUGAUAGCGAGGUGGAUGAGGUGAUGGUGAGCGUCAAGCCUAAGAUUCGUAAGAAGACGAUUAAGAAGGCGAAAAAGGUAGCUGCUCCGACGAGGGUGAAGCUGGAUGAGCCUCUGCAAUGUAUCGAUUGCAACUUUUCGUCGUUUUACGAAGAUUCUUUCGAAGCUCACAUGCAGAACCACCAGGCAGAUGACUUGGUGUGCAGGAUCAACUAUUGCCAUCAGGAGUUUGACUGCAAGGAAGCGCUGAUAGCGCACAAGAAGGACGUUCACCUUUGUUGUGUUUGCGACAUUUGUGGGUUCACGUUGAAGAACAAAUACUCGCUGGAUGUUCACGUUCGACGGCACAAGGGCGAAACGCGCUUCCCGUGCGAGUAUUGCUCCUCGAGCUUCCACACGAAGCAGGAGUACAAGCUCCAUCUCAGUCUGGUGCACGUCGCAACUGAGGCGGUUAGCUGUGAGAUUUGCAAGCUGGAGUUCAAGAAUAUGCAAUUCUUGCGAAGACAUCUCAAAAGUCAUUCCGACGAGCGAAACUACAAGUGCUCGGAAUGCGGCAAAACGUUCAAAACUAUAAUGCACGUUCAUCGGCACAAGGAAACGGUUCACCUUAAAGUACGCUUUCAAUGUGAGCACUGUGAGAUGUCUUACGGAAGAAAGGACAAGCUCCGGAUGCACGUGGAACGCGUGCACAAUAUCCAAAUGUACUUUAUCUGCGAAAUCUGUCUCAAGUCAUUCCCGACGGCCGAACAGCUGCAAGAACACGCAGAUCACCACGCCAAUCCGAAGCCGCUGGAGUGCGGUGUUUGUCUGGUGAUUUACCUCAGCCAGGAGGAGCUGGACGGACAUUUGUGCAUCUCGUACCGGGACGAUUACCUGUGCUGUGGGCGGGACCACAAGUUCCAUACGUUUUACAACAAGCACAUGUUUCUGGCGCACGGCCAGAAGACGAACGCGCGCGUCAAGCCGGCUUCGGACAAGCUGAUUGCGAACAUGCGAGCGGAGCGGAAAUACAUCGAACGAUGUGCCGAAUGCGGAAAGGUGUUUCCAACGAGAAAGCUUAAACUUGCACACCGAGACGUGUGUGAGAGCUUCAACGAAACGCAACGUUCAGUUUACUCGAUAAAGGUAGUCGAGUGAAGAGUUAGGGGAACUAUACCCUUUCUCAGCCUAUUUCUAUUAUCGGCCUAUCAGCAUUUUGAUCAUGAAUAACAAUUUUCAUUAAGUGUUUUUGACUGUUCCAAAGUAAUAAACAGC